This is a messenger RNA of Lepus europaeus (European hare), 4296 nucleotides long. RefSeq names its product BMS1 ribosome biogenesis factor (gene BMS1). The record is from RefSeq and is a predicted model, not a curated record. Gene Ontology annotation, molecular function: GTP binding; U3 snoRNA binding; GTPase activity. Gene Ontology annotation, biological process: ribosome biogenesis; maturation of SSU-rRNA from tricistronic rRNA transcript (SSU-rRNA, 5.8S rRNA, LSU-rRNA); endonucleolytic cleavage of tricistronic rRNA transcript (SSU-rRNA, 5.8S rRNA, LSU-rRNA). NCBI's taxonomy places the organism in Eukaryota, Metazoa, Chordata, Mammalia, Lagomorpha, Leporidae. Bases 172 to 4017 code for a protein of 1281 amino acids. The transcript has 23 exons. Gene Ontology annotation, cellular component: 90S preribosome; nucleus.
GCCCAUGCGGGCCUGCGAAAGUGUAGCAGUUGUGAGCCGGGCAACUGCCCUGGGCUGGGCUAGGAGGCGGCCGCGAAGCCCUGCGUCUGGGAGGCUCCGGAAGGAUCGCGAGUGGCGCGCGCGGCGGGACGCUGCCUCGGUGCUCGGAGGCUGUUACUUGAGAACUGGUAAAUGGCCACCAUGGAGUCCCGGGACCAGAAGAAACACAGAAAGAAGCACAGCGGACCGAAAGCAGAGAAGAAGAAGAAGCGGCACCUGCAGGAUCUCCAGCUUGGAGAUGAAGAAGAUGCCCGCAAGAGAAACCCCAAAGCGUUUGCCGUGCAGUCGGCCGUGCGCAUGGCGCGGUCCUUCCACAGGACUCAGGAUCUGAAGACAAAAAAGCAUCACAUUCCAGUUGUUGAUCGGACUCCGCUAGAGCCCCCCCCCAUAGUGGUAGUGGUGAUGGGGCCUCCGAAAGUCGGGAAGAGCACUCUGAUACAGUGCCUGAUCCGCAACUUCACCAGACAGAAGCUGACGGAGAUCAGAGGCCCUGUGACCAUUGUGUCCGGUAAAAAGCGCAGACUCACCAUUAUUGAAUGUGGCUGUGACAUUAACAUGAUGAUUGAUUUGGCUAAAGUAGCAGAUCUGGUGCUGAUGCUUAUAGAUGCCAGCUUUGGGUUUGAGAUGGAAACAUUUGAGUUUCUAAACAUCUGUCAAGUGCAUGGAUUUCCUAAAAUUAUGGGAGUUCUCACCCACCUGGACUCCUUCAAGCAUAAUAAGCAGCUGAAGAAGACAAAGAAGCGGUUAAAGCACAGGUUCUGGACAGAGGUCUACCCGGGUGCCAAACUAUUCUACCUCUCUGGAAUGGUACAUGGAGAAUAUCAGAACCAAGAAAUUCACAAUCUGGGCCGUUUUAUCACUGUUAUGAAGUUUAGGCCUCUCACAUGGCAAACCUCUCACCCUUACCUCCUGGCAGACAGGAUGGAAGAUUUGACAAACCCAGAGGAUAUCCGAACAAACGUCAAGUGUGACCGAAAGGUGUCGCUCUAUGGUUAUUUAAGAGGAGCACAUUUGAAGAACAAAAGCCAAGUCCACAUGCCAGGUGUAGGAGACUUUGCUGUGAGCGACGUCAGUUUCCUCCCAGACCCCUGUGCUCUUCCUGAGCAGCAGAAGAAGCGCUGUUUAAACGAGAAGGAGAAGCUGGUGUAUGCGCCUCUCUCUGGAGUUGGGGGUGUGCUGUAUGACAAGGACGCUGUGUACGUCGACCUGGGCGGCAGCCACGGUUUUCAGGCACCGGAGGAGGCCGGCCCCACCCAGGAGCUUGUGCAGAGCCUCAUCUCCACCCACUCCACCAUCGACGCCAAGAUGGCUUCAAGCAGAGUGACACUGUUUUCUGAUUCCAAACCUCUGGGAUCAGAGGACAUAGAUAACCAAGGGCUGUGGAUGCCCAAAGAAGAAAAGCAGAUGGAUGUGAAAACUGGCCGAGUGCGUCGAAAAGCCAUUUUUGGCGAUAAAGAAGAUGAGUCUGGAGAGAGUGACGAUGAGGACGACGAUGAAAUGUCUGAAGAUGACAUAGAUGAUGAGGAAGUAGAAGAGGAGGGGGACGCUGACAUGGCUGAAAAGUGCAUGACCGUCAGGGGCGUCAAGCGGCAGAAACUCGAGGAGCUGGAUGAAGACAGUGAGGUGGAUGUGCCCGCGUUUGCUGACAGUGAUGAUGACCUUGAGAGGAGCUCGGGGGACGAAGAAGCCGAGGAAGCUGAUGAAAGCAGUGACGACGAGGACUCCGCGGCGGGGGGAGAGCGGUCCGUUUCAGACCCAAAGGCUGUUGGAGAAGGUGGUAAGGUAGGGCUGGCGGCAGCGAGUCGUGCCAGUGACCACCUGAACCUGGGGAAGUCUUUGCCGACGAAGAAUGCAGCACUGACCACUGCUGAUUCCGGCCAUUGCACAGCUGAGGAGGCGUUCGGCUCUGAGGAUGAAUCUGAAGAAGGCUCCUCGCUCAGCUCCCAGGAGGAGGGCUCAGAAAACGGGGAGGUUCCUAGGGAAAACCUUGCAGAACCUUCCCAAGCGGGCAGGCGUCGGACACCAGGCUCAGAGAACUUAGCUAGCGAGACCAGCGACAUAGAGGAUUUACUAAAGGAGGAGGAAGAGUACACAGAAGAAAAUGGCUAUUCCACGGAAACUUCAGGGGCCCUCAAGUGGAAAGAAGACCUUUCUAGAAAGGCAGCGGAGGCCUUUUUGAGGCAGCAGCAAGCAGCUCCAAAUCUUCGGAAGCUUAUUUAUGGGACAGUGACGGAGGAUAAUGAAGAGGAAGAGGGCGAUCCCCAAGAAGAGCUUGGUGGGUUGUUCCGCAUCAGCCAGCCUGACAGAGGGUGCAAGCACAAGGCUGAUUCCUUGGACUGCUCCAGGUUUCCCGUGGAGGCACCCCACGACUGGGAUUUAGAGGAGGUUAUGAACAGCAUCAGAGAUUGCUUCGUGACUGGCAAGUGGGAAGAGGACAAAGAUGCUGCCAAGAUCUUAGCAGAAGAUGAGGAGCUCUAUGGUGACUUUGAAGACCUGGAAACGGGGGAUGUGCACAAAGGGAAAUCAGACCCAGAUGCUCAGAUUGAAGAUGUAGCAGAAGAAAAGGAAGAACUUGACCCCAGUGCAGAGGAAACUGCCAAAAAAAAGCAUUUGGAUAAGAAGAGAAAAUUGAAGGAGCUGUUUGAUGCAGAGUACGAUGAAGGAGAAAGCACGUAUUUCGAUGAUCUCAAAGGAGAAAUGCAGAAACAAGCACAGCUUAACCGGGCAGAAUUUGAAGACCAAGACGAUGAAGCCAGAGUCCAGUAUGAAGGUUUUCGACCUGGGAUGUAUGUUCGAAUUGAGCUUGAAAACGUUCCCUGUGAAUUUGUGCUCAACUUUGACCCUCAUUACCCAGUUAUUCUGGGCGGUUUGGGCAACAGUGAGGGCAACGUCGGAUACGUGCAGAUGCGUCUCAAGAAACAUCGUUGGUAUAAGAAGAUCCUCAAGUCCCGAGAUCCAAUCAUUUUUUCUGUGGGGUGGAGGAGAUUUCAGACCAUCCCACUUUAUUAUAUCGAAGACCACAACGGAAGACAGAGGCUUCUGAAGUACACCCCACAGCACAUGCAUUGUGGAGCGACCUUCUGGGGUCCUAUCACUCCACAGGGAACUGGCUUCUUGGCAGUACAGUCCGUCAGUGGCGUCAUGCCUGAUUUCCGAAUCGCUGCAACAGGUGUUGUCCUUGACCUGGAUAAAUCCAUAAAGAUUGUGAAGAAAUUAAAGCUAACUGGAUUUCCAUAUAAAAUUUUCAAAAAUACUUCAUUUAUUAAGGGAAUGUUCAAUUCAGCUUUGGAAGUGGCCAAAUUUGAAGGUGCUGUGAUUCGAACUGUCAGUGGAAUCAGGGGCCAGAUCAAGAAGGCGCUCCGGGCUCCCGAGGGCGCUUUCCGGGCCAGCUUCGAGGAUAAGCUGCUGAUGAGCGAUAUCGUCUUCAUGCGCACUUGGUAUCCUGUCUCCAUUCCAGCCUUCUACAACCCCGUAACAUCUUUGUUAAAACCACUGGGCGAGAAAGAUACGUGGUCAGGAAUGCGGACCACAGGUCAGCUGAGGCUUGCGCAGGGCAUCAAGCUGAAGCCGAACAAGGACUCCCUGUAUAAGCCAAUCCUGAGGCAAAGGAAGCAUUUCAACUCACUGCACAUUCCAAAGGCCUUGCAGAAGGCCCUGCCAUUUAAGAAUAAGCCCAAGACUCAGGCAAAGGCAGGCAAGGUGCCAAAGGACCGAGUGAGACCAGCCGUCAUCCGGGAGCCUCACGAGAGGAAGAUCCGGGCGCUGCUGGACGCCCUGAGUACGGUGCACAGCCAGAAGAUGAGGAAGGCCAAGGAGCAGCGGCACCUGCACAACAAAGAGCACCUGCGAGCGAAGCAGAAGGAGGAAGAGGAGAAGCUGAAGCGGCAGAAGGACCUCAGGAAGAAGCUCUUCCGCAUCCAGGGUCAGAAGGAGAAGAGAAACCAGAAGUCCAGCCUCAAGGGCGCCGGGAGCAAUUGAAGAGGCCUCAGAGCACAGACGGACAGGGUCCAGCACAUCGUGCUGGCAAACAGCAGGCGCCGAGCGUGAGGCCCAGAGAGCCCGCCAUCGGCAGAGCGCCCGGACUGCGCCUUCCGACAGCCGUGAGGGCUGUGCUGGUGGCACCCACGCCCCGUCUCCGCUUCCAGUGAUACAGGGACGCGAGGUGAUGUCACCUGUGUUCCGUGGACUCUACUUUCCUCCAGCCACCCUGGUUUCAUUAAUUAUUUUGUGCUACUAAAAUAUCAUUAAAAUAUUUUU